This is a messenger RNA of Musa acuminata AAA Group (dessert banana), 1622 nucleotides long. Its product is annotated as tetraspanin-8. The record is from RefSeq and is a predicted model, not a curated record. The coding region runs from base 351 to 1169 and encodes 272 amino acids. Gene Ontology annotation, biological process: auxin-activated signaling pathway. Lineage: Eukaryota; Viridiplantae; Streptophyta; Magnoliopsida; Zingiberales; Musaceae. Gene Ontology annotation, cellular component: plasmodesma; plasma membrane. The transcript is spliced from 2 exons.
UCAUUUCCCAAACGGUUGGAGGAAACCGAGGCCAAGCCGCGGCCCCACGAUUCUAACUGUCAUCCUUUAUAUAGAUGCCUCUCAUCUCUACCCUCCAUCUAUCUUUCACGAAUCUUCCAACACCCAUCUAUCGCCCACUCCUGCUGUUCCUUCUUUCCCUCCCUUUCACCUUGCAUGACAACCUCUCAACUCUUUAUUAUGAAAUGCUGAGACCAAACUGUAUCCCUUCCUCUUUCUCCAACGACAGAAGACAAAGAGAGAGAAAGAGCGAGAGAUCGUCUUCCCUUGUUGCAUGUUUCUUGUGGUAAGGCUUCACUGGCAUUGAUCGACGUCAAACAAGGAAGAAGACAAUGGUUCAGAUCAGCAACAGCCUUGUGGGCUUCCUCAACUUCCUAACCCUGCUCAUCUCCUUCCCCAUCCUCGGCGCCGGGCUGUGGUUCCGUCUCCAUGCCGCGACGGAGUGCGAGAGGUUCCUGCAACUACCUCUCCUCGUGUUGGGCGGGUUCCUCCUGGUGGUGUCGGUGCUGGGCCUGAUCGGCGCCUGCUGCCGCGUGUCGUUCUUCAUGUGGCUCUACCUCUUCGUGAUGUUCCUGUUGAUCCUCGCCAUGAUCGUCUUCACCAUCUUCGCGUUCGUGGUGACGAACAAGGGCGUGGGGGAGGCGGUGUCGGGCGUGGGGUUCAAGGAGUACCGGCUCAGCGACUACUCGGGAUGGCUGCAGAAGAGGGUGGAGAACUGGGAGACGUGGAGGCAGAUCGACGGCUGCUUGAAGGACGCACAAGUAUGCGCCGGGUUUGAGGGCUUCGCUGGUCUCCAGGCCAGCCAGUUCUUCGCCAAAAACCUAUCACCCUUACAGUCUGGGUGCUGCAAGCCCCCAACAUUCUGUGGAUUCCAGUACAAGAAUGCUACUUUUUGGACAAUUCCCACAACAGGGCUUAAAUCGACAGAUGCUGACUGCAAACUGUGGAGCAAUGACCAGGACAAGCUGUGCUACGACUGUGGCUCAUGCAAGGCAGGUGUGCUUGCAACCUUGAAGACCAAGUGGAAGGCGGUUUCCAUCUUCAAUGUUGCCCUCCUUGUGUUUCUCAUCAUAGUCUACUCAAUUGGUUGUUGUGCUCUGCGAAACAAUAGAGCUAAGAGGCACGGGGGUUACUAUCCCUAUGCUCGUUGAUCUUUCCACCUUGGUUCAGUGUAUGCCUGUAACUUGUGGUUUCCUCACUCACAGAUGCUACAUUUUCAAAGUUGUAAAUGAUUGGCAUCACGUUUUGAUGGAGAUAUUUGCCAAACAACACAUCUUACGGGAGACUCUAAAGGUGGCCCAUAAACUUCAGAAUUCUACUGAAUGAAAUAACCUAUCAAUCUUUAACGGACAGGAAAAACGAAACGCAAUGUUUUCACUCCAAUCCAGGUUUUGAUAUGUAUCCACACUUAACAAAAGAGAGAAGAAAAGUAAAAGAUUUGGACACAAAAAAGCCAUCAUGUUUGCUAAGAGGUUAGUACUAAAGCAAUAAUUAAUUGAGACUGCACUUUAAACAGCAUUGAAAAAAUUUUUUGACCUUCAGAUAAGGACAUGGUUGGAGACAAAAAAGAAUAUCAUGGCCAACGCUUACCACACGAGCACAUG